Messenger RNA from Ruditapes philippinarum (Manila clam), 1893 nucleotides. RefSeq lists its product as uncharacterized. Bases 45 to 1823 code for a protein of 592 amino acids. The record is from RefSeq and is a predicted model, not a curated record. Gene Ontology annotation, molecular function: protein binding. The transcript is spliced from 7 exons. NCBI's taxonomy places the organism in Eukaryota, Metazoa, Mollusca, Bivalvia, Venerida, Veneridae.
UGAAGAAGCAUUCCUUUUUGUGCAGGGAUUGUGAGAUAUAAACUAUGGAAGACUCCAGAGAAGAAAGCUUAGAAGAUGGAUGGGAGAAGAGAUAUGAUACUAUCCAUGGUCGUGUAUUUUAUGUUCACCCUAAAAAAAGGCUGGCCCAGUUGGAAGAUCCAAAAGAAUCUGGUGUCCAAACCAAAAAAUAUGGCAAGGACUGGAUCAACGUCAUUGAAGCGGAUGCCCCUCUUGACGAUUUCCCGUGGUUCCAUGGAAAUAUUUCUUAUGCUAAAUCAGAGAAACUUCUGAAAUAUCAGGAAAAUGGAACCUUUCUCGUACGACGAAGUCAAUCACAUCCAGAUUGGCUUGUUCUUGUUGUAAAAAGACCAACGCUUGGAAAACAAGCACUCCAGUUUCAAAUCAAGUACACAAAUCCUGGUGAAUAUUUUCAAAUUGAGAGGGAUGAUAAUAUUUUCUUUAGUAUACCAAAACUUAUAGAAUAUUACACUAACCAUACCAUUCUCAAUUUUGGUAUAAAAUUAACCGCACCAUUAGACAAACACGAAAUGAACGAAACGAAAAGCAAUGAAAAUACAGUACCAGAUGAGCUUUCAAAUGAUCCAAAAACAAGAGAACUCUAUGAAAAAGCAUUAGAGAAAGGGACAGAAAAUGAUAACACAAUACGAGUUAUGGUUAUUGGUUGUUGCGAGCAAGGCAAAACGUCAUUAGUAAGGCGUUUAUUGAAAAAGUCAGUUGAAGGAGUUGAAACAACCAACGGUAUUGACUUGCAUAAAUGCACAGUUAUCAGCGAAAAUGAAUGGAAGAAGUUAGACAAUGAAGAUCUUGACGAAGAAACUGUUCAGCGCUUGGUCAAUAUUGCACUAAGAGAAAGAACGUACGAGACAUUUGCAUCGGUUACUCAUGGGGAAAAAGGACUGCUUAACAAAGAUGAAGAAGCACCCACUUCAGUUACGGAUAUAUCAAGAACAAGAGAUAAAAACAAAAUUUGUUCAGCACGUGGUCUCGAAAUAAUUGAUAUAUCUGAUGAGUACAAUGGCAAAAGAAGAGAAAACGUUAAAGAAAACAAAACUAAAAUUGCUGGCGCUGUUGAUAUUUAUGUUAGAAAUAAAACAGUCAAUUACGAAAAUUUAAAUUCAUUUCAGACUGAAUUAAAACGAGUUGAAUCCAUUGAGGCGGCAAUAAACCUUGACAACAAUGUUACGCUAAAUAUAUGGGACUUCGGAGGACAGUUUGUCUAUUAUGCUACCCAUCAAAUAUUUCAUUCAAAACAUGCUGUUUAUGUGCUAGUGUUUAAUUUAAGCAUAUCCCUGGACACAAUAAUUGAAGAUAAGGAGUUCCCAUUACAUCAAAAGAGAAUGAGGGACUAUUUAAAAUUCUGGGUGGCUUCUGUAAAUUCAUUUGUUGGCAGUAGGGAUGGAAUGGAACCGGCUAUUAUUUUAGUAGGAACCCACACGGACAAACUAAAUAUGGACAGUAAGGUCGAGGACUAUUUUGAGGAGGUCAGGCAAAUAUUUGACGACAGUGUAUGUCUUAAUCAUAUUCAACCUGAUCAAUUUGCUAUUUCAAAUACAAGUGAGUCAGAAAGCGAAAUUGAUGCUUUACGGUCGUAUAUAACACGUUUAGGAAAAAUACAAAUGAAAACAAGAAUUCCGGCUAAAUGGAUUCUACUUGAGAAAGCACUUAAAAUGAACAAACACAAAAGAAUUAUAAAACUUGAUGAACUUAUAGAAAUAGACAGUCUCAACAGGCACUAUCCAAAACAACAACAACAACAACUGCAAGGCGAGACACGUAUUUAUUGGUACACAACUGAGGAGUAAACAUUCGUUAUUACAAUAAUACUUUUCUAUUACAAUAUAAUUCUAUAACUCAAGAAUUAAUCACUCAUUA